CCCAACACUGGCGUGUUAUUUCCUUGUGGACUACGUACGAGACUUUUUCUCUCUUCCGUAUCGAGGUCUCGACGAUUGGAUCGACGAGAUUAUCGCUACCGAACGUGAAAAGUGGAGAGAAAGGGGUAAUUUGAGUACACGGAAUCGCAGUUUCAACCACAGGUUGCUGCUAGUCUCUUUCCGUUGUUUCACCGGUACUCUGCAAGGUAUGCGGCAGUGCUGAAGACGAGGUGAUUAUUUCUUUACAGUGAGUCAUCCGCCGGAAUAUUUGGACAGUAAUAGAAUCAUAAGUAUGAGCAGCAACAACAGCACCGAUUGGUCGCGCAAGCGCAGUCGGGGCGAGGAAAAACUAGACGAGAAGCAGGGAGACAAAGAUCUCUCUUCCACGGCUCCUCGCGAUCCCCAUUCCCCUCCGCUUGGAGGCAUUGGACCUCCUCCUCCUCCACAGGGAGGUCCUCCACCAGGAAAUUCUAGAGGAGGCGGCCCCCCGCCCCCGUCUCACCAAGGAUACGGAGGAUACCCCCCGCCGCAUAUGGGUUAUCCUCCUCCUUCCGGUCCGGAAGGACAGGCCCCCUAUCCUCCCAGAGGCUACGAAAACGCGCCUCCUUACCCAGGCCCUGGGUAUGGACAGCAUCCUCCGGGAUAUCCUCCCUACGGAAUGCCACCUUACGGCAUGUACCCGCAAUACCAGCAUUCCAUGUACGGACCCCCUCCUCCGCACCACCCCUACCCACCGCACGGACAACCCCCACAGCAACCCUACUAUGGGGAUCCCAACAUGCCCGGCGGGGGCAACAGCAACGGACCCCAUCCUCCCUCAUCACGCUACGAUGCACCACUGGAGGAACGGAGCGGACCGUACGGUGGCAAUGCCGCUUCGGGUGGUCCCAUUGCACCCCGCAGAGGAAGUGGCGUCGAUCGGAAACUAUCCCGGGCCUCGGCCGAGUCCUCCCGUGCCGAUGACGACGGAGACACGGAAGGCGAUGACGACAACAUUGUCCCUGGCGCGGUGACGGCGCGUCUCAAAACCUACAUCAAGCCGCGGACUCCGUCCACUCGCGAAGUUCUGGAUCGCCGAGCACGCAAGAAUGCACAGUCUCGAGCACGCGCGGCGAAAUUGCGUUUGCGCAUUGCGGAAAUUGAAAUGAAGCCAGAAGACGAACGCACGGAAGAAGAAAUUCAUUUAUGGCAACAGUACGAAUCAAGGAGGCAGCGGAAGAAUGAUCGGUCCCGCGAACGCGCACUGGAAAAGAAAGAGGAAAUUGAUCGCAUUUUGGCCAAGCCCGAUAAGAAGCGAACUAAAAUCGAACGCCAAUUUUUGGAAACCGCUUUGUCAGCGAAAAAACGUAAAAACGAAGGCGAUCGAUUGCGGCGACAGAGACUUAAGGAGCUGGGUUUGGCAACGAAAGGAACUGGAAUAAAACCUGGCAUUAGUGCUCGUGGCCCACUUCCGCCUCAGUACCAAGGCAUGGUGAAUCCGCCGCCGCACCAUCAUCCCAUGUACGGACAGAUGGGCGGUAUGGGCGGACACCCGCAUCACCCAAUGGGAGAUAUUCCCAUGUCACCGCUACCCAGCAUGCCCCACCAUCAACACCAUCAGUAUGCUCCCAUGCAGUCGCCACACUUUGGAUCGCCUACUAUGAUGACCCACCCGCAUCACCAACCAUACGGCUACCCGAGUCCGCAGCGCAGAGGCCCUCACGGAACCACCAGUCGCCAUGAGGGUGGUAUGCCCUACAUGCCACCAGCGCAAGGCUACGACGCAAGUCCGCCUUCACGUCAUCCUCCUCCGGUGCAACAGCGUCGCAAUCCGGACGGCUCGAUGAGUAUUUCGAUUGGAGGUAGAAGUGGACAGCAACAAGGAGGGCCUCCUUUUGGCGGGGAGGUCCGAGGAGAUGACAUAUCAAAUAUGAUGAUGGACAACGACAACCGUGGUGGAUAUGAUCGGAGUGGACCAAGAGAUAUCAAGGACGAGUAGGUAAAGACGCUGCGUGCGUUCUGAAUGUUUCAAAAACAAGUUUGUUUUGUGAAAGAGUGACGAAGCCCUCAGGCAUUGUUGAACAAAGCUUAAGGGUAGAAUUUAAUGUUCGAGACCAUUGUGGCCUCGCAACUAGUAUUUAUGUAAAUCUGUUUCUGCAGAGUU
This is a messenger RNA of Phaeodactylum tricornutum CCAP 1055/1, 2143 nucleotides long. RefSeq lists its product with no specific name. The transcript has a single exon. Lineage: Eukaryota; Bacillariophyta; Bacillariophyceae; Surirellales; Neidiaceae. Bases 293 to 1978 code for a protein of 561 amino acids. The record is from RefSeq and is a predicted model, not a curated record.